This is a messenger RNA of Bubalus bubalis (water buffalo), 3419 nucleotides long. RefSeq names its product transferrin receptor 2 (gene TFR2). Gene Ontology annotation, biological process: endocytic iron import into cell; transferrin transport. The record is from RefSeq and is a predicted model, not a curated record. Gene Ontology annotation, cellular component: external side of plasma membrane. The transcript is spliced from 18 exons. Lineage: Eukaryota; Metazoa; Chordata; Mammalia; Artiodactyla; Bovidae. Gene Ontology annotation, molecular function: transferrin receptor activity. The coding region runs from base 535 to 2946 and encodes 803 amino acids.
CUGGGGAUCCCUUGAGUCCAAACAGGGAGAGCAGCUAAUGUGUUCAGGGCGUGGGUAUUGGGGAGCCUGUGAGGCCAGUGAGGAAGGGGCAGAGGUGUUCCUGGUAAGGAGCUUAGGAGAGUCCCCUAGGACACUGGGAGGGGAAGAAGCAGGAGGGGGAAGGGACCAUCCAUAACUCCACCCUCCCUUGGCCAUCAGCCUCCCUCCCCCAGCCCUGAUGGGAACUAAAGGCCAAAGUCUGCCCCAAGGUCAAAAAAUUGAUUGUUUUGCAACAAAGGGGCAGGAGUGGGACUGUGGAAGGAUUGGCAGGGGAGGGCAGAGCCCCACGUCCGUCCUUUAGCCUGGGCCGGGGAGCCAUGUCUGGAAGGCUGGACUAAAGCCAGAACUGUGCCCCCACCCUGCAAGGGGGGGAGGUGAAGAAGGGCCUGGGCUCAGGCUGCCUGCCAGGACCGAUAAGGGGCCUCUUGGGGCUCCCACAAACGGUUUAUCACUGGGGUGGGGGACAGCCUCCAGGGCUCAAGAGGGGGCACGAGCAUGGAGCAGCUUGGGGGUCUACUCCGAAGAGCGCAAAGGUUGUCCCCAGGACCCUCUCAGACCAUCUACAAGCGUGUGGAGGGCAGCCAGCAGGGACGCCUGGAGGAGGAAGAGGAAGAGGGGGAGGAGGGGACUGAACCACCGGCCCACUUCUUCCCCAUGGAGCUGAGGGGCCCUGAGCCCGUGGGCUCUCGACCAGCUCGGCAAAAGCCUGGACUCUGGGCAGCAGCAGGACGGAGAGCAGCCCCCUACCUGGUCCUGACAGCCCUCCUGAUCUUCACUGGGGCCUUCCUCCUGGGCUACGUGGCCUUCCGGGGGUCGUGCCAGGCAUGCGGGGAUGACGUCAUGGUGGUCAGCGAGGACAUAAAUGAUGAGCUGAGCCCAGACUCUCACCAGGGCACGUUGUACUGGAGUGACCUCCAGGCCAUGUUCCUGCGGUUCCUGGGGGAGGGUCGUCUGGAAGACACCAUCAGGCAGACCAGUCUUCGGGAAAGGGUAGCCGGGUCGGCCGGAAUGGCAGCCCUGGCUCAGGACAUUCGCGCUGAGCUCUUGCGCCGGAGGCUGGACCACGUGUGGAUGGAUACGCACUACGUGGGCCUGCAGUUCCCAGAUCCGGCUCGCCCCAACACCCUGCACUGGGUUGAUGCCUCCGGGAAGCACGGGGAGCAGCUGCCACUGGAGGACCCCGACGUCUACUGCCCCUACAGCGCCACGGGCAACGCCACGGGAAAGCUGGUGUACGCCCACUACGGGCGGCCGGAGGACCUGCAGGAGCUGCGGGCUCGGGGUGUGGAGCCGGCAGGGCGCCUCCUGCUGGUGCGCUUGGGAGUGAUCAACUUUGCCCAGAAGGUGGCCAGUGCCCAGGACUUUGGGGCCCAAGGAGUGCUCAUAUAUCCGGACCCGGCAGACUUCUCCCAGGGCCCACACAAGCUCAGCCUGUCCAGUCACCGGGCUGUGUAUGGACAUGUGCACCUGGGGACGGGGGACCCCUAUACGCCUGGCUUCCCUUCCUUCAAUCAGACCCAGUUCCCUCCAGUCCAGUCCUCGGGUCUCCCAAGCAUCCCAGCCCAGCCCAUCAGUGCGGACAUUGCCUCCCUCCUUCUGAGGAAGCUUGAAGGCCCUGUGGCCCCCCAGGAAUGGCAGGGACACCUACCAGUCUCCCCUUAUCGCCUGGGCCCUGGGCCAGGCCUGCAUCUGGGGGUCAGCAACCACAGGGCCUCCACCCCAAUCAGUAACAUAUUUGGCUGCAUCGAGGGCCGCUCGGAGCCAGAUCAGUAUGUGGUCAUCGGGGCCCAGAGGGAUGCGUGGGGCCCAGGAGCGGCCAAGUCCGCUGUGGGGACCGCCAUACUGCUGGAGCUGGUGCGGACCUUUUCCUCCAUGGUGAGCAAUGGCUUCCAGCCCCGACGAAGUCUUCUCUUCAUCAGCUGGGAUGGUGGUGACUUCGGGAGUGUGGGCUCCAUGGAGUGGUUGGAGGGCUACCUCAGCGUGCUGCACCUUAAAGCCGUGGUCUAUGUGAGCCUGGACAAUGCAGUGCUGGGGGAUGACAAGUUUCACGCCAAGACCAGCCCCCUUCUCAUCGGCCUCAUUGAGAACGUUCUGAAGCAGGUGGACUCUCCCAACCGCAGUGGGCAGACCCUCUACGAGCAGGUGGUGGUCACCAACCACAGCUGGGAAGCCGAGGUGAUCCGGCCGCUGCCCAUGGACAGCAGCGCCUAUUCCUUCACGGCCUUUGCGGGGGUUCCUGCCGUUGAGUUCUCCUUCCUGGAGGACGGCCCGGCAUACCCGUUCCUGCACACAAAGGAUGACACCUAUGAGAACCUGCACAGAGUACUGCGGGGCCGCCUGCCCGCCGUGGCCCAGGCCGUGGCCCAGCUCGCCGGACAGCUCCUCAUCCGGCUCAGCCACGAUCACCUGCUGCCCCUCGACUUCGGCCGCUACGGGGACGUGGUCCUCAGGCACAUCGGCAGCCUCAACGAGUUCUCUGGGGACCUCAAGGCCCGCGGGCUGACCCUCCAGUGGGUGUACUCGGCGCGGGGGGACUACAUCCGGGCGGCCGAAAAGCUGCGGAAGGAGAUCUACAGCUCGGAGGAAAGCGACGAGAGGCUGAUGCGCAUGUACAACGUGCGCAUCAUGCGGGUGGAGUUCUACUUCCUGUCCCAGUACGUGUCGCCGGCCGACUCCCCGUUCCGUCACAUCCUCCUGGGUCGCGGAGACCACACGCUCCACGCGCUUCUGGACCACGUGCGGCUGCUGCGCGCCGGCGGCCCCGGGGCCACCUCCUCCCAGGUGGCAAGGGGCCUGGGUUUCCAGGAGAGCCGCUUCCGGCGCCAGCUGGCCCUGCUUACCUGGACGCUGCAGGGGGCAGCCAACGCGCUGAGCGGGGACGUCUGGAACAUCGAUAACAACUUCUGAGGCCCAUGGCGGGGUAUGGGGCGGGGGUUGGGAACAUGCCCCUGCCCCCUGGCAAGAGCCCUUGGUCUCUCUUGAGCGCUUCCUGGGUGACAGAGAUGCCUGUGCACCACCUCCCAUUGCUGACUAAUUUAUUAGUCCUUACCAUAACUCUCAGGGGCCCAGCGAUGACGCCAGCGCAGACACCUCCACAUCCCAGACCCAGGGUAAUAGGUGAGCAGUGCCUUCCAUAAUGGGAUGGUCAUACUGUCAGUUAAUCAGAGAGCAGCAUCUGCUCCUUCAAUCCCAGACCCUUCCUCUUCAGGAGAGGGGGUUCCCCCCAACAGCUAGAGACCACUAUGGAAGGUUUUGUAAGCCCUGGGACCUGGCCAUCCUUGGUAGGAAAGACUGCUGGGACCCUAGCGUUAUGGCCAACACGAGGCCUAUAGUGGGAGGGGCUGGCGUUUGAACCUCAAUAAACCACCUGUGGCAUCUGU